GCGUGUUCCGGAAGUGAAAGCGGCGGACUGAUGAGUAGCUGGAGCGCAGGAGUCUGUCGGCAGCGUCUGUGCUCAGUGGUGGAUUUCUGGAGCAGAAAAUGGACACGUUAAAUAAACUAAAGCAGUUUGACGCGUAUCCCAAAACUCUGGAGGAUUUCCGAGUGAAGACGUGGGGAGGAGCGACCGGUAAGAGAGUUAUAAAGAGGAGAGAGGAGCAGCAGUAGCGGCUAACAGCUAACACGGCUAACAACACAGCUAACACAGCCCUCUGUCUCUGUAUACCAGAAAUAUAUCAGAUAUUAUAAAAGUACUGUCUCUGAAUACCAGGAAUAUAUCAGCAACUAUAACAGUACUGUCUCUGUACUCCACAAAUAUAUCAGAUAUUACAAAGUUUCUGUCUGAAACAGUCAUUUCAACGCUGACUGAACCAGGAGACAGCAGAACAUGAGACUCCUACAGUCAGGAAUAAAAGCCUCUGUACGGCAAAGAUGAUAGUAUAUGUACAAACUGGACUCAAAACAUUCCAAAUAAUUUAUCUGUCUGCAACCCUGUCAGUGUGGUUUAUAAUUAAGAUGAGGUGAGAUCUGUAUAUAUGUGAGAACAGCACAGGAUUAUACAUGCAAAAACACAAAUGAACUAAAUCAUUCAAAGAGUAAAAAUAUAAAGAAGCAAUUUAUUGACAUUUAUUUUCUGAAGAGUGGAAGUCAAGCAUCAGAAACAACCUUUACUAUUGUGUCACACUCAUUGAACAAACUGUAAACAUCAACGUGAUGCUCCAAAUGUUUUCAAUGGGGCUCAAGUCAGGACUGCAUCAGUCCAGUUUCUCAGCAGGACUCUUCUCCAACAGAGCCAUGCUGUUGUAAUCCCUGUUGUCAGAACGUGGUUUGGGAUCAUAUGAAGAUCUUCCUUGAAAAAGUCAUUGUCUGGAUGAACGCAGAUGUUGCUCCUAAACCUGGAGAUAUUGUUCAGCUUUAAUGGAGCCUUCACAGAUGUGAAAGAUACCCAUGACAUAGACUCUAAUGAUACCCAGUCCCAGACCAUCAGGGAUGCCGGGUGGACCCUCUACUUGUGAAAACUGAGGAUGUGGCAUCUAUGAUUUCCAAUUCUUUGUUGAAAGAGUAACUGGACUAACUUCAGAUGUUUUGCCUAAGGCGAAAUGUCUCAAGUAAGUCCACUUGUCCUUUCCGUGCGGUGAUUCCCACUCCAGAGUCCUGUCUGUUUUUAAUGCCCUGAAGAUCAGAACCAUCCAGUCUUGGUUUUGGUCCUUGUCCCUUUAGUACAGAGAUUUAUCCAGAUCCUCUGAAUCUUUGAAUGAUAUUAUGUACUGUAGAUGAUGAAAUCCACUCAGGAACAUUAUUCUGAAAUCGUUGAACUGUUAGCUCACACAGUCUCUCACAGAGUGCUGAACCUCUUCCAUCUUUCCCUCUGAGAGACUCAGCCUCUCUGAAGGUCCUUUUUAGACUCAGUCAUGUGACUAACCUGUUGGACAUUCACCUCAUUAGUUGGGGAUGUUCUUCCAGCUGUUUUUGACUUGUUUGGUUGUUCCUCUGUAAGAACUUUUUUGUAAGAAACAUGUUACUGGUAUCAAAUUUGAAAUGAGUAUUGAUUUUUCACAAAGGGAACUUGCUAAAUGUUGUCUCUCUGUUUGGUGCUCCCUUAAGUUCUCACUCUUACAGUUUGAACACAGAUCUCUCGCUCUCUCUCUCUUUCUACCUGCAGUGACCAUCAUCAGCGGCGUCAUCAUGUUGAUCCUAUUUGUUUCUGAGCUGCAGUAUUAUCUCACUAAAGAGGUGAGUUUAUCAGAUUAUUUAAUCUGUUUUUUCUGCAGGAGUGAAAACUGAAGUUGAAGUUACAUUUAGCACAAAUCACAGGGACUUAAAGUCCAAAAAAAGACAAACUUUUAACUUUGAUCAGUGCUAUAUGGCAGAGUAGGACACUGGGCUUCCCUUAAAGGCUUGAAAACAAACAGAAUUUGACAUUUGAAUGCUUUUUUUUGUAACAUGCACAGACCUCUGCUCAAUGUAAAUGAACUCUUUCAUGCAUGUUGCCCACUUCUGUGGAUCAACAUUUUGAAGCAUUUUUAACAAGUUUGGUGGAAGAACUCGAGGCAUAUCUCAACUACGAGACAAUCCCCAAACUUCUGUAGACGAUGAGAUGAUGUGUCACAAACACUAAUCAGCAGAUAAAGAUGGGGACGCAGCUGUAACCUCAUGAACAGGUGUUACAUCCUUCUACUCACAACAAACCAGAGAAGAAGAAAAAGUCUGUCUCUCCUACAUUAGGUGUGAGGGAUGGUCUCCUGAAGGUUUUCAUGCCCAACUCUUUAUGAUGGCAGCAGAUGGACAGUGUCGAUGAGGCAAGGAAAUACUGAUAUUUGUGAUUUCAGAGUAUAUAGAGCUAAAUAAACACCUCAGACGUUAUUACCUUCAAGUUUUAUUUCAUUGUUUGACAGGUAAUUGUGAAAAUAUAUUUAAUUGUAUUCUAUGUGGUAAAAAAAAAACAGGAUUCUCAAACUGAGCGCAGAAUAUGAUGAUACAUUGAUGAUACAUCUGUCCUUAAAUUCCACAAAGUUUACUUUCUGUCAAACUCUUAAAGAGAGAUUUCAGCGAUGAUAAGAACGGCAGCCUGAGGUGAACUAAAAACUGCUUUCAGGAACCAGUUCCUGUCAGACCAGUCUGAGGAGUCCCCUCAAACAAACACCCACACUGCAGUGUGCUGAAAGCUCCCAGUAAAGACACAAAAGUGUGAGAUUGGACUCUGCAGUCUUAAUUAUUGACUCACCUCCAGAAAGGCAGUUUGAACACAUCAUACCAUUCACAGUUAAAACUCUUUCAGAAGAACCAGACUCACUAAAACAGUUUAACUUUCAGUCCUGACUCUUUUAACAUUGAAGUUCAGAAGUGUUAAUUCAUGUUUAUUUUUCAGCAACAGUUUUUUCCAGAAAAGUCAAACAUGUACAAAAAAAUUAACAGAAACAUCUGCACAAAAGACUUUUUUUCCGUUUCUUUCUGGAAAUGAUGUCAAACAUAUUGUUCAGCUCUGCAGAAAAACAAAAGUAUCCUAAAUCCAAACAGUGCCUCAGACUAACUCUGUUUUUAAGGAAACCUCACUCUGUGGUUUUUACACAUUUCUAUAAAUAUUGUCUGACACUUUAAUUUUACAACUCAUGUGCUGUUUGUUUCCUGCAGGUUCACCCCGAGCUCUACGUCGACACAUCGAGAGGAGACAAACUCAAAAUCAACAUCGACAUCAUUUUUCCCCACAUGCCCUGUGCCUGUAAGUACCUCUGAUGUAAAACCUCGUCAUGAUUGUUUACUUUGAAUGAUUUGAAGGAAAAUAAUCAUUACAUGAAAAAUUUGCAGAUUACAUUUGCUCAGUUUAAAAAAAGGGACACACUUCUUCUACCCUUUCACCCUGACAGUUUGAUCAAACUUCUUCUAAACAAAAUAAAGCACCAACACAUUUUCUGAAUCACAUACAUACAGUUUUUACCUUUAUUUAAAUAAAGAAGUUUAGACGUUUGAUGGUUCCUGCAGUGUUUCCAUGAUUUCCAAGAAGAGUUUCAUCUCAGACAAACUCAGGUCCAGAGAGGUUCCAGUUCAUUUGUGCAGAUAUUAGUAAAACCAGAGUAACAGACCACUGUGGUGUUUUUCAUAUGUUGUCUUUGAAUGAUUUUUAAGUAAGUGCAGAAUCAAGGUUGUAAAACACUGAAGAAUGACCCUCAAUAGAACCAGCUUCUUACAUUGACCCUGUCUGUCUUCAUGACUCUUCACCUCAGAGAUGAAAUACUCUCACAUGAGUCCUCCUCCUACUGUGUGCUCUCUCAGAUCUCAGUAUAGAUGCGAUGGAUGUGGCUGGAGAGCAGCAGCUGGAUGUUGAACACAAUCUGUUCAAACAGCGUCUGGACAAAGAUCUGAAACCGGUCACAGACGAGGCAGAGAGACACGGUAGAUAUGAUCUAGAUUCUGACUGUAGACCUCCUGGUGCUCAUGGACUGCUCCUGGUCUUAAACCAGAAUCCUUCUUUUGUUUUGUGCAGAACUCGGUCAGGCUGACGACGGUGAAACCUUUGACCCCAGCACUCUGGACCCAAACAGAUGUGAGAGCUGCUACGGAGCUGAGACUGAAGACCUGAAGUAGGAGACCUGCAAACACGGACACGCAGUCUCUUUCCUCACUGCUUCAGUGUUUUGACUCUUUUCCUUCACCUGUUUUUGCAGAUGCUGUAACACCUGCGACGACGUGCGUGAGGCGUACCGGCGGCGGGGAUGGGCGUUCAAGAGUGCCGACACCAUCGAGCAGUGUAAAAGGGAGGGGUUCACGCAGAAGAUGCAAGAGCAGAAGAACGAAGGCUGCCAAGUUUAUGGCUUCCUGGAGGUCAACAAGGUGCUGCAGCACUCUUCUGUUUAUACCUGUUGGAAAAAACUCUAACUGUGCAAAACUGCCAGAAAAGCAAAUGUAUAACUGAGUGAAACACAAACAACUAUUCCAGAUGAACAUGCAGUAUUUAUAGCUUUUUAUUACACUUUUUAUUUCUCAUAUGCUCAUACAGAUGGAGCAAAGUCAUGCACUAAAACACUCAAGACCUAGAAAUUUAGAAGAAUAAACAUCGGUGUCCUUUAAAGCACCCCGGUUCGAUUCCCUCUCUCCCCUCUUUCUGUGUUUCAGGUGGCGGGGAAUUUCCACUUUGCUCCUGGGAAAAGUUUCCAGCAGUCUCAUGUUCAUGGUAAGACCUUCAGUCUGACACACACUCAUACAAACUACAGAUGCUUUUGAACACCCCGUAUUUAUUCCUGAGGUGGACCCAGAGGACCCAAUAGAAUCGAAAAACUCAAACUUAAGGGUUUAAGAAAAUGUGGAGGAGAACCAGGUUUCAGUUCCGUCUGUAACUCUGAGUUUAUGAAGUAUAUGAAGUAUUGGCAGCAGAGUUGCCCAUGUCUGCAUCGGCUUUAUGCCACUUCAUCUGCUUCUUUCAUAUGAGUGGUCCCACAGGAACAAGUAGGUUGAUAGUCAGCUGUGAACCGGACCUCCCCUGUCUGGUUAGUCUGUGAAACCAGAUACACUGAUGAUGAUCCGAGUGUCCAGCUGAUGUGAGGAGGAGGAAAAACAACACAUGUCAUGGACUCAGACUUGACUGUGCUUGUCAGAAAUCCUCAUCCUGAAUGGAUCAUUUAUGGUCCUGUCAAACAGACUCGUCUAAAUUUAGGUCAGAUUCUAACACCAACAGGUAAACUCUGUUAGAGCAGAGACUCUGUGGUCUUUACAGGUGUGAACAUGAGGGCAUUAAUCUGCCAAAAUCAGGUAUCAGUAAAAGUCCACUUUCCGCACAUAAGACUUAAGAUACAGGGUGUUCAGAAACAUCCAUCUGUCGGUGUGUUUUUUUUCCUUUGCUCAUCUCAUCGUGGUAUCAAACAUCUCACUUUCAUCCACCUCUGUUUAUAGCUCUCAGCUCAGCCCUAUGCUGAAUCUUUCCUUUUUUUUGCUCUGAUGAAGACAUCAAGUUUGAGUUUUGUGUUAGCACAUUAAUGACUUUUAUUCUGGUUGUUGAAAUGCCAAGUUUGUUAAAUCCAGAGAUGUUGCUCUUCAGGACCAAAGACUGGGAUGUGAGGAGCUGCUGUAGAGAAGUUUAGUAUACAUAAAAAUCUUUCAUUAAAACUACAGCGAAUGUCUGAGUCCAAGCCCUCAUGAUUAACCCUGAUGUCUCUAAGAGUCACACCUUUUCAGAGCCAUAGCAACAGUGGAGUGAGUUUAAUCUUGUUUUGCAUAAACCCUGCACAUCCAAAGCUUUGCAAACACAUUUGUAGGUAUUAGCUGAAUCUCGUGAUUUUCAUCAGAACAUGCAAAAUAUGUUAAAGUUUAGUUUUUGGUGAUCUGAUCCCUGCAGGAUUCUGUGAGCCCAGAUUAACCACAGCUUCAGAGUUUGUUUUCUAGUCCGGGUCAUAAUUCAGGCAUGCACCAAGGUGCAACUGAUGAGUGUCUUUUGCAGACGUUGAGGAGUAAUGCUGCUCUUAAGACAACAGCUAAUGCAUGAUACAGAAUAUUGUGGAAGAGUCUAAUAUUGUUUAUAUUAAGGAGGGUAAAAGUUUGAGGUAUUUGAAGGAGGCAAAUUGUCUCCAAGAACCUCAAAAUAUCCAGUUUCUCUUUCAACAAAGACUUGGAUCACCAUGACCUGGAUGAAUAAUAACCUGCUCAAGACUACUUUAGCACCUAUUUAUUUGAGUAUUUCCAUCUUCAUUUGUCUCUCUCGCUUGUUUUGUCCUCUGUUGUUUGUUUGCAUGCACGCAUGUUAACCCUGAGCAGGAAAUUAACAGCAGCCACAAAUAGAACCAUGUCUAAUCUGGACACAAGAACAAGAUUCCCCAGAAAGCUGCAGUUUCAGCUGCACGUGUUGGUGUUGUGAGAUUCCUGACCUCCAUCUCUGCCACACGAUAGAUUGUCUGUAAAUCUGAAUAUUCAGUAGCAGAAAAAAGAGACGAGAAUCACUUCUAUCAAACGAGGCUCACCUCUAUUGACUCCAAACUCCCCCCAGCCUGGACCCGCCUGAGUAUUACAUCUGUGCCAUGUGUUUGGGGCUGCACGACCAUCCUGACAGAGGCCACGCCCCUUCUUAGAGCUGAUCCUUCAGAGUUUAAUCAAAGAUAAUCCUCUUUGAUGAGAUGAAACCUCAAUGAGUUCAGCUCUGAUCUCAGAUUUGAGACCACAGAGCUGCGUCCACAUACAUGAAUGUUCAUGUCUAACAAUAUAAAGUGAGCCAACAGUAAGGUUGAAAUGUCAGUCAGUGUUGUGCAGCCCCAGCAGCCCCUCCUUCUCCUCCCACACGUAAAUAUGACCUGCUUUGUUGUCUACCUGCUUCAUCACAGUGACUCUUCUCUCUUCUUUCUGCAGUGCACGCUGUGGAAAGUAAGUCCAUCUUUAUUUGCAGUUUUCUGGAUUUGGUGAAAAGCUUGUCAACACUGAGAUUCAGCUUUAUUUUAGUGCAGUAACCUGUUCACAGAUAUGUGGAGAACAGUUGGCAUGUCAGAGGGAACAUGACUGAAGAAGACAGGCUGAUUCUCAUCACACACACAUACUGAAAUUACUUAAUGUGUUUAAGUGUGAGAGUCUGAUGGUUUGGUAAUUAUUAAACAUGAAACAACCUUAGAGGACCCAGCAGACCAGGUUCUGGAGUCUGAUAGUGAAAUGUGGUCCUGGUAGAGGAUUUCAGCUGCUCAACAGUUCAGGGUCUCCUUGGUCCUGUUUUUGGGGUUAUUAUGCUCCAAAUGUUUUCAAUGGGGGUCAAGUCAGGACCGCAUCAGUCCAGUUUCUCAGCAGGACUCUUCUCCUACAGAGGCAUGCUGUUGUAAUCCUUGUUAUCAGAAUGUGGUCCGUCAUGGUCUUGCUGAAAUAUGAAGGCUCUUUGCUGGUCUGUAUGAGUCCUAUACCUGUUUUAAGUUUGUGGGUCAGGUCUGGAGAAAUUUUAAAGUGAAAGCAGCUCACUGUUCAGUGUCGACUGUUAAAGUGCUUCACGCUAAAAUCACCUUCAGUUUUUGUUAAUUAUUUAAGAUCCUUUUUAGCAGAUAUUUAGUUCCUAUGGAGACAAAGACAUGCCUCUUAAGGAAGGUCAAAGGUCAGAUCUGAACAGAGCAAGGACAGGUUCCUGUGUGCCUGCUGGCUUUAACUAAACUUGCUUCUUUUCCCGAAUGAACUCCUCUAACACCUGAACCAGUCAGGGCCCUCAUUAACAGAAAUCUCUCAUUUCUAACAGAUCUGUAACCUGAGAGAUGUUUGUUUGUCUCUGCUGUAUUUGAAGCUUCUCUGAUGAACAAACUGAGACUCAUGUUUGGUGUCGUCUGUGUGUUUUUGCAGUUCAUGACCUGCAGAGCUUUGGUUUAGACAACGUGAGUAACCUUCAGUUUCACAAUUACCCUAAACUUAAUCUUAAAAGUCUCUGGAUAAAAAUACCCAGGAUGACUCAAACUCAGAGAAAGUUGUGCUUGUUUCUGAACCUUCCUCUCAUUUGCAGAUAAACAUGACCCACCUGAUCAAACACCUGUCAUUUGGGAGAGAUUACCCCGGCAUCGUGAAUCCUCUGGACGGGACAGAUGUCACAGCACAACAAGGUCAGUGGUCUGAACUGUUAAAAGAGCUAAAAGAGCUUCCUUCAGCCGGGUUCACACUGUUAUCACAGUAAAAGUUACAAAUAUUUCAUAUCCGUACUAAAAUCAAACUCUGCAGGUGUUCAGAAAAUUGACUCUGAAGGUAAAAUUCUCUGAGCAGGAUGUCUGCAGCUUCAGAAAGGGGAAAACUUCUGAAACUGUUUGACAAAUGGAACUUUUAUUGACAAAACUAGACAGGAGGUUGAGGGUGUGACAGCAUCGAGCAGACGGGAAGCUGUUGUUGUAAUAACGGGAAGAGUCCCAUAGCUGUACAGGUGUGUGGAGGUGGAGGAGGUCCUUCCUCGUCUUCCUCAGCAGCGGAUGCCCAUACCAAUGGCCAUGAAAGUGCCAAACGUCCCCCCGCUUUGCAUCAUGGUUUUCCCCACUCCUCCCAUGAGCUCCCGGCCUCUCAUGCCAAUCCUGCAGACAGAACAGAAGAGAGUUGAUGUACUGAAGAGGGCAGUUUACAGGCUGAUGGAUCAGGUUGUCAGGGAUUGGUUUGCUGGGUACAGGUUUACCUUAAGCAGGAGAAAGUGCCAAACAUGGCGCCAGCAGCCAUGCCUACUGCAAACCCCAUCAUGAAGCCCAUCUUGACCCGGUCAAAACAGCUGGGCUGGGUCUGGCCAUACGGACCUACAGCCACGGGCAUCUGGAAGAAAGAGGGUCAGAGUUCAGGCGGUUUUGUGGUUCCUGUUUCACUUUACAGCUGAAAUCAGAGUUUGAACAUUUAUUUCAGUUUGUCUUUGAUAAAGGUUGACAUAACUUUUAUAGGUCAUUAAAAAAAAAUCCUGAAGGAGUUCAGUAUCCUGGACUUUAGGUUUUACUGCUGCAGAUCCACAAUGUUCACCCGAGUAGUUCCAGUCAAACCAGUUAAAUCCUGAGGCUGAGCAGCUCAUUAGAAAUUAACCAGGUUGUGAUGUGAAGGUUAUUAUCAGGACAAAGUUAUUCGCACCACCUGAUCCGGCUGUUACACAAAAAUCCCAAUACCCAGGUUUCUUAGAUCUAGUCCGGAAGUAUAGGUAACCCAGUUAAAAAAUAGGACCUUAUAUUCUGUAGUCUACACAUGGGUUACCAAGCCUAGAAACAUAGGGCUUUAGAUCAGGACCUGGUCCAGUGUGGUCCAGAUAGGUUAAAAAAAUAUCAGAGGAACUGAUUUUGUUUUUCCUUAUUUUACAGACAGAGCAAAAGUUUGAAAACCUGAACAUCCUGAAGAGAAUCUAUCUUGAGCCUUUCUAGAAUAACUAGGACCAGAUGUGAGGGGUCUGGGUGACAAGGUUUUGGACCAUGAUCUGAUUUAAUGUGAUCUAAACAAAAUAAGAAGUGAAAAAGCUUUUAAAUGGCAUUUUCACAAGUGAAUCAAGUCUAAAAAUUAUAUAUAACUGUGUUUUACCGAGACUAAAGACACCGCAGAAUGAUGUAGACCAGGUCCAAAGACCCUAUCAAAUGGGUUCUUGGAUCAGGAUCUGGUCCAGGAACAUCUCUAAAUCAGAAAAUCGCAGUGAAACUGCUUGUUCUGCAUUUUGAGUAAACCAGGUUUAACAAAGAAAAACAGAGUCUGAAGGAGACCUUUUUCGGUUACUAAAUCUAAGGGGGUCUAGGGCAGAGAGUUCUGGAUCUGGACCCAGUACAAUGUGGUCUCAACUGACAAAAAUAGCUCUAUGAAGUCGUUUUAAACCACCUGGAUCCUCUCGGGGAAAUAAGUCCAAGUCAAGACUAAUUCAAGUGAAGUAAAAGAGUAAAUUCUUGAAGGCAGUUGUUCAAACUUACGUUCUAUUAGUCUAUGGAUUUUCUUCACUGUCACAGACGGGGCUGAACUAACCGUAGACAGUUUAAUUUAAUUCUAAAAACAAAUACCAAGGGCCGAACUUCUAACGGUAGGUUAACGGUGUUAUUAGUUAAACAUGUCAAACUUAAACCAUAUUUUUUCUACUUUUUCUUUCAGCAUUUACAUUUGUUACUUUAGCUUAGCAUGCUUACUGUCGGGCUAACGUCCCUGCGGCCUUGAUAGACUCCGCGGAUCAAAACUCUUUUAGCGUCUUUAAUAAAGGUCAGAUUUCUCAGGUUGACUUUACCUUGGUCUGUUUGUUAAAUUAAAGCUGUUUCUGGAGCCAAACCGGAGGGUUUUCGCGUUUUUUACAGCAACAGCCUUUCAAUGUCUUUCUAACAGAUCCCCAUACCCGGAUACAGGAAGGAGGUUCAAACAGAGGAGUCCAAUAAAGAUGGGAAAAAACGGGGAGGGGAAACAAACAGCGCCGCUCAGUGGCCACUGACAGUACAUCCAUUUCUAUUCAGUAAACUUGCAGUUUCCCCACACAAACAUGUUUUAUUCAUUGCAUGCUCCUUUCAUUCCCGUUAUAAGACAGCUCAACAAAAAUAAAUAAAUAAAUAAACCCAUACCCCUAUAAAUAACACAAACUAUGCCUGUAUUAUUUUGAAAUAUAAAAAACUUGGCUCAAGUGCAGUAGUUUUUUUCACGCUCUCUAAACUAAGUGACACGAAAAACUAUAGACACCAAAACAUUUUUUUUCAAAACAUUUUUUUUCAUUGGCUUUAUCUCAGUUGUGAAAUAAGAAAGGUAAUUUUUAAAAGAGAAAAAUUGAAUUUUCUCAAAUGAGUAGAUUGUGGUUGCCAUAAAGAAUCUUUAUUUUAAAUUUUAUUUUAAAACUGAGACAUUAAAUCAGUCUCACAUGUUGAGGUCACGUAUAAAGAAGUAACUCGGUCAUUUAUUUUUAUCCUGUCUGUCUUAAACUACUGUAAAAAUCCAAACACCUGUUUUAAAUGUUGCUCUGAUGAGAUCUCAUUAAUUAAUGACCACCUUAAAUAAUAACUUUAUUUAUAUAGCACUUUUAAAAACAAGACUUUACAAAGUGCUUUGACAUGCAGGAUAAGAUAAAAACAACAUAACAAUAACAAGAGAACACUUGGGGGGAAAUAUCACAUUGGCAAUAAAGAAAUAAAAAUUGGUGGAACACAUAAAAGCUCUGAUGAAAGUCACAUGAGCUGAGACGUCAUUAAAAUGAAGACAUUAAAACAAAGAUAUUAUAAGAGCCAGUGAUACCCAGCCAACACAGAAACCCAAUCACAAAAAUCCCCAAAUCACAUAAAAGAAAGUCUAUAGAAAUGAGUUUUAAGACGUGAUUUAAAAGCAAUGGGGCUAUUCCAAAGUCGAGGGGCCCUGAUGGAAGAGGCCCUGUCACCUUUAAUUACAAGUCUCGACUUUGGAACGACCGGGAGGCCCCCACAUGAGGAUCUCGGGGUGUGGGCUGGCUCAUUGGAGGUUAGAAGUCCUGUUACAUAGAUUGGAGCCAGACCCUUUACUGCCUUAAAAGUAAUGAGUAAAAUCCUAAAAAUCAACUCUAAAACUAACUGGAAGCCAAUGUAAAGAUGCUAAAAUAGGAAUGAUGUGAUGUCGUUUGUUAAAACCAGUCAGAAGCCUGGGGAUACUGCGUAAAUGGAAGAAGCAAGACUGUGUGAUUUUAUUGAUAUGAGCUGCAAAGGUGAGGUUAGAAUUAAAUUGAACUCCAAGAUUUCUGGCUGAUGAUUUGAUAUUUGAUGAAAAUGAACCAAGGCUGUUCCUUAUUGUGGUUGAGGAAUUUUGUAAUUUGAACAUGAUUAUUUCAGAUUUGCAGUUGUUUAGUUGUAGGAAGCCAUGUGCCAUCGAACAGUUUACAUCAUUCAGGCAGUCUGUACCAGCAGCUCAACUUCUCGGAUCCUCAGGUCUCAGGGGCAGGUAUAUCUGUUUGUUGUCUGCAUAGAAGUGAAAGGAGACCUUAUGAUUCUGAAUUAUUUGACCAAGGGCAGCAUAUAAAUAGUAAAUAAAAUUGGGCCUAAAACCGAAACCUGUGGUACACCAAAGGUAAGGGUAGAGGUAGAAGAAGAGGGGUUACUGCAAAGGUUUGCUCUAAAAGAUAAGAAUGAAACCAGCUAAGUGCUGUGUCCUUGAUACCCACCCAGUAUCUAAGGCAUUAGAUUAAAAUAGCAUAAUCAACGGUAUCAAAAGCUGCACUGAGAUCUAAAACUAUUAAAAUUGAGCCCUCCCGUCUAUCUGCUGCUAAAAGAAGGUCAUUGGUCACACAGAGGAGGGCUGUCGCGGUGCUGUGACCUGCUCUAAAACCAGACUGGAAUUUGUCAAAGAGGUUAUUAUGAGUCAUAAAAGAUAAAAGCUGAGUAGAAACCACAUUCUCUAAAACCUUGGAUAUAAAAGGAAGUUUUGAAAUUGGUCUAAAAUAAUUAAAAUCAGAGGGGUCUAGGUUUGGUUUCUUUAAGAGAGGUUGGACCACAGCAUGUUUGAAAACAAAGGGAACUACACCUUCUGCUAGAGAGCUAUUGAUUAUUGAUAAAACCUUUACUUGUUUUGUUUCUGUAUUUGUGCCAUUUUACCUGGACCUCCUUUUUGCUGUGAAUACUGUGAAUGUUGACACUCAUUAUGAUCUCUUUGUCUCCUCAAACACUUUCCUAUAUUUUCUUUUUCGCUCUCCUCUCAGCAUCCAUGAUGUACCAGUAUUUUGUGAAAAUUGUUCCGACCAUCUACAUGAAAACUGAUGGAGAGGUGAGUCAAGAAUCUGAAGUUUCGAUUUAUAUUUUCAUCCUGAAACAACUGGGUUUUUAUAUUUAUUUUUAUUUUAUUGUAGUCCUGACCCUAUUUUCACGUUUUUCCAUUUUAACAUCUGAACGUUUCCAGCUCUGGACAGAGAUGCAGUCUCACAUUAAAGAUUGUUAUUUCUCAUAUUUUCCACAGCAGCUUGGACACUGUGUAAAAUGUUGAUAAAAACAGAAUUUGAUCUUUUAUCUUCAGUCUGUCUCAUAAAUAGUUUUUAUAUCAUAUCAGAGAGUUGCUCAGCUCAUCGUAUAAUCUGCAGGUCUUUACACCUGUCUUCCUCGCUCCUCGUUUUUUCACUGUAUUUUUUCUGUACAGGUGGUAAAAACAAACCAGUUCUCAGUGACCCGACAUGAGAAAGUGGCAAACGGGCUGAUAGGAGACCAGGGUCUGCCGGGCGUGUUUGUUUUAUACGAGCUGUCACCCAUGAUGGUUAAAUUCACAGAGAAGCACAGGUAGGAGAUCCUUUCAGGACAGGUGUGUUUGAGAGGAUGUGAAGGUCCCUCUCUGACUCUGUUUAUUUGUUUGUUUCUGUUUAGAUCAUUCACACACUUUUUAACAGGAGUCUGUGCUAUCAUUGGAGGAGUAUUUACAGGUCAGUGUCUCUCUACUCACACUCGCUGUUACCUGAUAAAAUACCUGCUGAGGGAUUCAUACAUACUGGAUCAUCCUGUCUUCCUGCAGUGGCCGGUCUCAUCGACUCGCUCAUCUACCACUCGGCUCGGGUCAUCCAGAAGAAGAUAGAGCUGGGAAAGGUGUCCUAACAGCGCCCCCGCUGGCUACCGAGGUGCAACACAGACCAAGACACGGACACAGAGACACAAAGACAGAGAGGGAAGGAGAGGGACUAGAAUGGUAUCAGGAGCAGGAUCUUAUUCCUGCUCCUAAAUCUUACUGAAGACAAAAAGACUGAAGGACGGCAGAAGAGAGGUUUUAUUUUGAGUUCCUCUGUCGCUUUGUUUAGGGGUUAAAAUCACUGCAGGGAUUUGUGGGAUUUUUGAAUUUUACUUUCUGCCAUGGAAAUUUGAUGCCUACUGGACUGAGUCUGAAUCAGACUUGGGGAAUAAGGAUUUUGGAAGUCACACUGGAGCAGACAAGAAGGUAUUUCACAGAUUCAGGAAAUCAACGGUUCUUUUCUCUUGUCUGUUUUGUUGUCAUGCUUCAGCGUUGGCCCGCCCGCCUUUAGAUCUGUAUCAGUGUGUUCAGUAAGGAAGAGAUUGAGACAUUUAGAAGAAUACGCCACCAGAAUUAAGGCUUGUAGGAAAUUAAAUGAAAUGACCACAAACAUCAGCCCUAAUUUACUGAAUGAAUGUGUUAAAAAAGGCUGGGUAGCUCCUGUAUUCAAGGAGAAGUUGACCUAUAAUUCAGUUUACUUUUCUUCUACCCUCACCUGCAGUGUUAAUCACCUGAAGAAAAUCAAGAGCUCAACUGUUCAGAACUUGAGGUUCUGAUGAGUCUACAUAUUGAAUAUUUAGUUAUUUAUGAAAUUUUAAUUGAGUUUAACUUCUUAAGAUGCUCAGCAGCCAGCUGCUCUUUAGAUAUUCACCUUCAAAAUAAAGUGUAGGCUAAUCAUGUCCUAAAAUCAGGACUAUCUCCUCAUAACGAUACACCCUUCUUCCUGGUAACAUCGUGACUGUCAGAUCUUUUAAAUCUGAAGGGCCUGUGUCCACUAAUUAUGUUAUUUUGUGCUGGUAGGGCUUAUUCCCAUAAAAAAAUGCAGUUCAACGUUUUUGGCGCUCAGCAUCCCUGACACAAAAAACACCCUCUGGUGUCAGCUAUGUUUUUGUUUGUAACAUCACCUUUCUGUCGACCAAUCAAAAUCAGACAGGGGCGGGACUACUGAAUUAAACUAAUAAUUAUAAUAAUAAUAAAUUAGAUUUUAAAGCGCUUUAUCAGAGACCCUCAAAGCGCUUUACAUUGGAUACAUUAUUCAUUCAAUCACACCUUGGUGGUGAUAAACUACCUUAGUAGUCACAGCUGCCCUGGGGCAAACUGAUGGAAACGUGGCUGCCAGUUCACGCCUACGGCCUCUACGACCACCACACAACACACAAUCAUACACCAGUGGAGGACACACACUGGGAGCAAGGUUAAGUGUCUUUCCCAAGGACACAAUGUACAGACUAGGGAUAGGGGGGAAUCAAAUCGCCAACCUUCCAGUUAUUGGACGACCGCUCGACCUCCUGAGCUACUGCCGCCCCUCGCUCUUUGUCGUCUGUGGCAGCACUGUCAUCAUUCCAUCCACUUUUUUUCCAGUAUCUGCAACCUGGCUUCAAACUUUUUCUUGUGCGUCUAUAUCCUGGCUUCAAACUAGUGGUAGUUUACAUGGCAGGUGUGAGCGCCAGUGACUCACUCCAAGUGCAGGGGCGCAGUUUCCUCUUCUCUAAUUUUGAUUGACAGCUGGUAGGGUAGUGUGAUUGGCAUCUAAGUAAAGAACGAAUGUGAUCGGUGGUUCGCUGCACAGCACAUGCAGAGUCACACGCAGUGUAUCUUGAUGUAUCCUGCAGCCCUACAUUAUAACAACAAAAAUGAGAACUCACAGAGGCUUGCGUCGGCUACAGUGUGUGGCAUUGUCAUUUGCUUCCGCUUUGCACACCUCCCGGAUGUGGAGGGAGGGGAUCGUCUAUCCUCUCUUUGAUUUCCAUUACCGAGACCGUGACGUAAUUUCGAUUGAUUUCGAUAAAAAAACAAAAUCGUGACACCCGUACUGCUUACAUUAAAAUGCAGGCAAUGCCUCAGGCCUUUUUUGUACAACUAUUUACAAAACAAUAUAUGGUUGCACAAAUGGCACAUUUUAUUUAUGCCACCACAAAAAACAGUUCCUGUAGACCAAGAUACAGAGGGGCACAUCACAGGCCUGACACAUCCAUGGUGUGUCACUCCCCUUUUUAGUCCACUUGGGGGCAGCGAUGACACUUUUCUCUGCCUUUGGUUGAUUUGCCUGCAUCUGUGGGUGUGAUGAUGGGCACAGGAAUGUGAUCUACUCUCCCUCUGGGGAACUCUUGCUUUGUCGUUGCCAUAAAGCUGACACCCAAGCUCCACCAUGAAGUCCUUGUGUGUCAUGGGCUGUACCUGCUUGGUUUUGCGCAUCUCACGGUGCAUGACGUAGGCAUUCAUGUGGCAAUGUCCAGGGAGUGCAGCAAUACAGUCCCUUCCAGUGAGCAGUUUUUCUGUGAGUGGAGUAAUACUGGAUGAGCUGGUCUGAUGGAUGAACUCCAACCAUAAUCUUGUUGUAGGCUGUGAUUGGUGUGGGACAUGGGAUGUCUCUUACAGCCCAGCAUCCAUCUCCAUCCUUCAUUCUUCUCUGCACUGUCUCACCUGAAAAUGUAGGAUGGAUGGUGGAGCACACAGACACCUCCCGUAGUCCAUCUCCUUCACAAAAACUAGUGGGCCUUCUCUGAUUCAUCUCACUGAUCCUCUUCCACAGUUUUUUGUGAGAGCAUUUUCCCUCCCUCUGGGGCAUCCUUUCCUGGUCUCCCUGUAGGUGAAAGAUGACGCUCAUCAGUGGAAGUAAUAAUGGACACAUGCUGAGAGUUGGCAGGCAGCUGGUGAAGAGGAGAAGAUGAGGAGCUGUGGGACCCGGGAACAGGGAUUGAGGGAAGUGGCCAACUGGUACUCUGGACAGGGUAGCUGGAGGAUAGGUGUCUCUCAUGAUUUAGGGUAGAACAUCUGGGUGAUGAUUCGGGGGACCUCUGAAACUCAAGGUUCAAGUUGCUCUCUCCCUUGUCAUCCUUGACUCCCAUCUCUUCUUGCUCACUGUCCAGAGGUCCCUCUACCUCCUCGCCAGUGAGUGGAACAGCAUUAUCAUCAUCAGCUGAUAAGUCCAGGUCUAAUGCUAAAACCAUGGGGACACAGGGGUCAGACACCUGUAGUCUAUCCACUUCACAUAAAACUAGUGGGCCCUCUCUGAUCCAUCUCACUGAUCUUCUUCCAUGCUCACUUGCAGUUGGAGUCUUUCCUGUGUAAAUGCUGAACCUAAUGGUGUAGUCAGUGUUUGGAGGAUUUUCAAAGUAGUUCUCGCUCCUCUGUUCCAUACAUUUUGUGUGUUUUGAUAAGAUCUUUAUGAAGGCACAUAAUCUCUUUACUUCCACAAAUGUUGCAGUCCAAUCUUUCCAGAGUUUUUGCAUUCCCACAUUUCACGAGAAGCUUAAACUCUGCGUUGUUGAGUUAAAAUAAAAUACAAAAUGGUAUCAAAAACAAAUAAUUGUAAAAACACAAACUUCACUCUGGCUGUGGCAUUUAACAUAGAAAAAUAUAGAACUAUCAACAACAAAAGAAAUAUCAAUCAAAUCAAACAGCAAAAUCAAAUGAGGUGGGCACUUAAAAAGAAUAAAAAGAAAUGUGCUUUUUGUGCUUUAGUCACACUGUAUUGACAUAAAACUCUACACAGUCUUAUUCAUUACCAGGAAAAUAAGCAUUUCUACGGUCCUUCUCCGGCGUCCGCUCUGCCUUGCAUAUCUUACAUUUCAUGGACUUCUCCUUUAUAUUUUUGGUAAAAUGCUCUCAAAUACUGGAGCUACACGUCCUGUUCUACAUUGGUACUGAGUUGUAGUGACGUCAGACACCAACUUCUAUGAGCUCUACUGUGCGUCCAGGACAAGGAACACACAGCGGAGGCUAUGAGCGGCGGGUACCGUGACACUUUCUAGCAAGAAACAAAGAGGGAAAAGGAAAAAAAAAAAACAAUGACGUUGAUUAAUAAAAUAGUUUUCAACCAGUUUUUUAGUUUUGAUUGUCAAACCUAAAUCAAAUAAUCGUGGCAGCCCUAAUCAACAGUAAUAGAGGAAAAACUGACUUCACCGAGUCUGUGAAAGUCAGGAGCUGCAACUGAUUCUAUGACACAGUCAUUUUUUAUCAGUUUUCAGUCUUAGUAAAGAAACGUAAAUCUUGAGAAACUAACAGUAAGCAGCAUAUUGAAGCACAGAAAUGCAGUCAGUGGACACAGGCCCUUACUGUGGCCACAAUACAGAUGCAUGUCUGUCAAUUAGAGUGUCGUGAAAAAGUUGAACGGUUUCCAUUGGUUACUUAGUAAAGUUAUAUCAAUAGUGGACUCAUCACCUGUCACACUCCUGAACCAGAGUCACACCUGGACUGAGAAGAAACAGAACUGGACUAGAGCUCAGUGGACCAAAGUCCUGUUUGCAGCAUAUCAUCUAAUUAGUAAAUCCAGGUCCCAGAGUCUGGAGGAAGAUCGUAGAGGUCCAGAUUUUAAAUCACAACAGUUUGAAAUGUUUCACAGUACAAGCAGAGAACAGGAGAACAUAAGAAAGUUGAUUUUUGAGUUAAACUAAGAAGGAGAUGAACUUUGUCACAACACUCUCAUUUAUUGAGAUGCAUCAUUUUUAGUAUGACGUGCAGAGAUUCAGAGGACACUUUCCUUUGAAGGUUCCUCUUUUUUUGUCAUUAUUUUAGUGUAAAUAUUGUACAGACACACUGGCCUCUGAGAGCAGAAGGAAAUGACUGGUGACUGUGUGAAAAAGCACUCAGAUGAAGUUGAUAUUUAGUUCAUACAGGAAAAAGGGGCUUCUUCAGUUUGGCUUCCUCUCUGUUUCUUUUUUUGCUGGGAUUCAGAACUCUCUCUGCCCCGCCAGACUGCGGUUUAAUCAUGUGUUUCUGUUUCGUAUUUUUACUCCUCCAUCUGUUGGAGUGGGAGAUCUUUAAAAGAUCCUAAAACUACCAGUCUCCUCAGAUAAUAAUCCUCCCUCUGAAAUCUUCAAAGUGUCGUUCUCAUCUUUAAGUCAAUGACAGGGAGCUCAGCAGGAAGCUCCAGACCACAGAAAGACAGCACGUAAAUAUCAUUCUGACUCUGGAUCUGUUCCUGACUCAUGUGCCGGGUCGACUCAUGAGAGCCAGAUGUGUUUUACAGUUUGAUCCUCGCCACAUUUUGUUUAUUUUCUAACAUCCAGAGUGUUAGACAAAUAGAAACAGACUCAGCAGGGCGACAGCCGGGGUUAAGGUUCUUACACACCAGGCGCGAAUUCGCCAGGCGAAUUAUUCGCCUUUAUUCGCCUUUUUUAAAAGCAGCAUAAAGUCAAUGCAAGCUUCCACACCGGCGGCGAUUUUUCCGUGAGGCGAAAAGCGUCUUUUAUUCUUUCGCUCUUAUGUCGAAUUUUUAGCAGAUUCGCAGGCGAAUAUCGGGACCUGCUAGACCUCUGGCCAAUCAAAAGUCAUGUUGUUGAUGAUCUUCAUUUAUCAAGCACGCUAUGGCAAACCCAUCCAGCUCCUCUUGGAGACGAGUGAGCUAUAGAUGAGCUAUUAUGUGCUUAUAUACAUUAUAACAGGGCUGGGGGCCCGGAGCUUUCAAGAAAAUGGGACUUUGUCUCAUUCAUAUAGAAUAUUGCCUAUUAUUUUAAUCUUACCUCAGACAUGUGGCUAGCCGCUCCUCUGGACCAGUUGGCUCUCUUUAGUUAGUUGUCUGCUUCUCCAGCUAUGGGGUCAGCUGCUGGAGGAGGUCGUUAAAUUGCCCGAGGGACAUUCUAAAAUACUGGCGGAAUUUUGGGGGGUAGAACUUUGCUUUGCAAAAUUUAUACACAUAUUUGCUUCGCGCCCGGUGUGUAUAGGCGAAAACUAUUUUUCGGACUGGCGAAUAUUUUCGCAUUUUCUUCUCGCUUUUUCGCUUCGCUCCGCAAAUUCGCUGGUGUGUAAGGACCUUUAGACCGACAGUUUCUGGACCGUUGAUUGCAAAUCGGGCAACAUCUUUAUCCAGACACAGUUUUUAACUCAAAGAUGUUCCAAAAAUCUUGAUUAGAAGUUUGAACUUUGUUCAAAAUGUUACUGAGACUCAAUAUUUAUACUUUUAUUUUAGUGCUGGAGUUUCUUUAAAUACACGCCCAUGUCUGAAGUCACUUUAUGCACAUGAUGAAGUGAAAACAAGGUUUGGUCGUUUGGUGUGGUCUGGAUUUUGGAUUAACACCCUCUCUAAAGUGAACUUGUUUUGUUCCAUCAUGCAUUUUGAGAAGUUGCACCAACCGACCAAUACAUCCCUGAGUAUGGAAAACAGCAGGAGGACGAGAAGAAUGUUAAUCCUACAGUACCACAGUUUUCCCUUCCUGUUCUCCUCCUUAAGUUUUUGUUUCAUUUUUGAUGUUUCGUUCAGAUUUGUCUUGGGUUACUGCCUCAAGUUCAAAAACCUGAGAUGAUCAAUCUUGAGGAAAUAAUUGACAUUCUUAUUGGGAAUCAUGGACAUCUAAUCCUCUCUUACAGAAGAACCUUUAAAUGAAUUCUUAUAUGUAGAAAGUCUCAACAUUCAAUCCUGGAAUCUGUCAUUUUAAAUCUCCAAAUUUGACUUUCUUUCUGGAUCUCAUGGACACCAACUGCCCCGCUGAAGUAGAACCAAAACACUUCCUUGUCACAAGGACUCAUCUUAAGAAUGUCUGUUUUUUUUUUAUCAAGCUUUUCACUGAAAAUGUUUCAUUCAUUCAUUUGGGAAUCGUGGAUAUAUCUCCCUGUAUAGGUAGAACCGUAACAUUUAUUUUUCCAUAAGUACAAGAACUUUUAAUCUCGAAUAUUUAAAAAUGUGACAUUGUCUUUGGAAAUCGAGGGUCCCAAGUGUCCCACUACAACAUUUAUGGACUUGAUUUAAAAUCUCAAGAUACUUGAUUUUAAGAAUAAUAUUUAAAUUUUAAAACCCAUCAUUCCUUUUGGAAAUCUUGGACCUCAACUUUCUUGUUUAACUACGACCACAAGACUGAUUGAUUCAAGUACAAAAUCUCAAAAUUCUUUCCCUUUACAUCUGAAAUCUCCAAAUUUGUCACUCUUUUAGAAAUCAUGGAUGUCAGGUCUUGUGCCAAAAUAGAAUGAUUAAACUGUUUAUUUAAAAAAAGUCUAAACACAUUUUCAGUCAAGCCUCUUUUUUAGGAGGAUGUUAUGUUUACCCAGAAAAUUAAAAACGGUUUGUUUGACUGAAGCAGACACUCUUUUGUCUGUCCCUGGUAACCAUGGUAAUGAUUCAGAGUAUUACAGCUGUAAAGAGACACGUUCAAUAACCUUAUGUUUUCUUCUCUCUGUGUUUUUUCAAAAGCUUCUGAAAUCUGAUGAUGCAGACUAUAAAAGUUUCUGAUGAAUCGACUGUUGGUGGUUGAUUGUUGCACCUUUUGACUUCUAAAUCAGGGGCAGGGGUUGUGUGUGUGUGUGUGUGUGUGUGUGUGUGUGUGUGUGUGUGUGUGUGUGUGUGUGUGUUUAUGAGUGUGAGAGAGAAAUGUAUUUAUAUUUUAAUUGUCCUUGAACAGUUUUUAAAAUGACAGAAAAUAAAUGUUGAAUACACCAGCCUCAAA
Messenger RNA from Xyrichtys novacula (pearly razorfish), 21004 nucleotides. Lineage: Eukaryota; Metazoa; Chordata; Actinopteri; Labriformes; Labridae. The record is from the annotation of a GenBank genome assembly.